AUGUCGACGACGAGCUUGAAUAGCGAAAGCUCAGCAGCUGCUCAGACAGCGAGCAGAGCCGCCUACCUGCAUGCUCAUGCUCAUGCUCAUGCUCAUGUUCACAAACCCGAGCCGAAGGUCCGCUAUUCAUUGUAUCCUCCAACCUUCGCUGAGGCCAAUCAUAGCUCCCUCGGUGGCGCUCAGCCCCAGCACGGCCAGGCAGAUGCGCGCCAUACCAAGUCGCAGCGAGACAUGUCCGCGCCAGCGCAGGCGACCGCUCUCCCCUCCUCCUCCUCCACCACCACAGUCGUCGCCACCGCCCAGCCGCCUCCACCCUACGUCAACCCUGCCUCCAUACCGGUUAGAACGAGCUCGCACCGGGCCGUCAGCAACGGCAGCAUCGACUACCGAAGCGACAGGACAACCACCAGUCCCAAGAGCAGCAGUGGGCCGAAGAAACAUAGAAGCCUGGGCUCCGUGCCAGAGAACAGGAAGCUGCCCGAGUUGGACGAGCGCGAGUGGAUGGCACAGUCGAGAGGGCAUCGACUGACGGCCAAUCCGAGCAUGGCCAGCUACACCUACACCCACAACCACACCCAGCACAACGGCGCCGACAAGCUGUCCCCGCCCACCAUCAUCAACUCCGACCUGAUCAAUGGCACCACCAGCUGGGGCACCGAGAAGGAGAACAUCCUCAAAGGCCCCUUUGACUACCUCGAAUCCCACCCAGGCAAGGACAUCCGCUCCCAGAUGAUUGCCGCCUUCAACUCCUGGCUACAAGUCCCUCCCCCCUCCCUCGAAGUCAUUACCCGCGUAAUCUCCAUGCUCCACACUGCAUCCCUCCUCAUUGACGAUGUAGAAGACAACUCCCAGCUCCGCCGCGGCAUCCCCGUAGCCCACAGCAUCUUCGGCACCGCCCAAACGAUCAACAGCGCCAACUACGUCUACUUCUGCGCCUUGCAGGAACUCCUCACCCUCAACAACCCCGAAGUCAUCAAAAUCUACACCGACGAACUCCUCAAUCUCCACCGCGGGCAAGGCAUGGAUCUCUUCUGGCGCGACACCCUGACCUGCCCCACCGAAGACGACUACCUCGAAAUGGUCGGGAACAAGACCGGUGGCCUCUUCCGCCUGGCGAUCAAACUGAUGUGCGCCGAAUCACCCUCCCAUAACCUCAACCACCACUCCCCGGACGACGCCUCUCUGACGGACUACAUUCCUCUCGUCAACACCAUCGGCCUCCUCUUCCAGAUCCUAGACGACUACCGAAAUCUCUCCGACACGACGUACACCCACAACAAAGGUCUCUGCGAAGACUUGACGGAGGGCAAGUUCUCCUUUCCGAUAAUACAUGCGAUCCGGGCGGAUCCCUCGAAUCUUGUGCUCAUCAACAUCUUGAAGCAGAAGACGACGGAUGACGAGGUGAAGAGGUAUGCUGUGAGCUACAUGGAGAGGGCGGGCAGCUUUUCAUACACUAGGAGAAUCCUGCGAGGUCUCACCAAGAAAGCCUUGGGACUUGUGGACGAGGUUGACGGAGAGCAAGGCAAGGGGGAGAUGUUGAAGGGCAUGUUGGAGAGGUUGAGGUGGAUAAGCACCCAAGGAUCAGUCAGAGUGCGUGACAACUCAAGGCCACGAGGGAUGUGA
This is a messenger RNA of Fulvia fulva, 1623 nucleotides long. RefSeq names its product Geranylgeranyl pyrophosphate synthase 1. The transcript has a single exon. The coding region runs from base 1 to 1623 and encodes 540 amino acids. Lineage: Eukaryota; Fungi; Ascomycota; Dothideomycetes; Mycosphaerellales; Mycosphaerellaceae. Gene Ontology annotation, molecular function: prenyltransferase activity. The record is from RefSeq and is a predicted model, not a curated record. Gene Ontology annotation, biological process: isoprenoid biosynthetic process.